This is a messenger RNA of Centruroides sculpturatus (bark scorpion), 408 nucleotides long. RefSeq lists its product as uncharacterized. NCBI's taxonomy places the organism in Eukaryota, Metazoa, Arthropoda, Arachnida, Scorpiones, Buthidae. The transcript has a single exon. The coding region runs from base 1 to 408 and encodes 135 amino acids. The record is from RefSeq and is a predicted model, not a curated record.
AUGAUUUCAGAAAACUAUCAUUUAUUAGGUGAUAGUGCAUAUCCAUUAUCCAAAAAAUUAUUAACUCCUUAUCGUGAUAAUGGACACUUAAACAAUAUUAAAAAAUAUUACAAUAAAACUCUUAGUUCAACUAGAAUUGUUAUUGAACAAGCAUUUGGACAAUUAUUUGGCAGGUUUAGAAGGCUGAAACAUCUACAUAUGUUUCGAAGGGAUUUGAUUCCAGAAGUGAUAAUAACUGGCUGUGUAUUGCAUAAUUUGUGCAUUUUAUAUAAUGAUAUACCUCCAGAUGCUUGUGCUAUAAAUGGUAAUUUGCAAAACAGUUCUCAGAAUUUUGGAGAAGAGUAUCAAGAUGGAAUUAGCAAAAGAGAGGAAAUUGCUAAUAAAUUAUAUGCCAAUCAUAAUGGUUAA